UCCGUGAGUGAGAUAUCACAAACGCAGCUUUGUAAACCAAAAGCACAGUUGACUCUGAAGAGAAAUGACGAUGGCUAGAUACGUAACAAUGAUGGCGUUGCUCUACAGUGUUGGGAUCCUUUUUCAAGGGUGUGAUUCAGAUGUGAAAUGCAGGGAUGACAACGGAAAUGAGGUGGACUGGUAUAUUUUAUACAAAUUGCCCAAUGUGAAUGGUUACGGUUUGUCGUAUCUGUACAUGGAUGAGAGCACCAACGGAUGGAAAGUCAGCACGAAAGCAAUCAACAGUGACUCUGGUACUCUGGCAAACACCCUGAAACCUCUUCUUGACUUCUACAAGAGAAAGACUGAAGAUCAUGGAUACAUGCUCUAUAAUGAUCAACCUCCAGAUCUAUAUGUUAGACCUUCUGCAUCAUUUGGCCACAGUAAAGGAGUUGUGAUGUUGGACAAACAAACAGGAGUUUGGCUCUCACACAGUACACCAAAAUUUCCAAAAUAUCGCACCAACGACUUCUGGCCAGACAGUGGAAGUGUUAAUGCUCAAACUUUUAUGUGUGUGACUUACUCCUAUGACGAAUUCAAAGAAAUAGGAUUGCAGCUCAAAUACAUCCAUGCUUAUUCAUAUGACUAUGACAUCCCGAAGACCUUCCACGAUGACCUGCGAUGUGUUGCACAGCGAAGCUGCUACCCAAAAGAGAAACCCUGGUUUCGUGUGAAGAUGCUGACUUCAAUGAAUGGACGUAAAUUCUCCAGCUUUGCUAAAUACACACGUUUUGGGGAUGAUCUUUACUCUGGCCUUAUUGUGAACUAUUUCGAGCAGAAUCUGUAUGUCAAGAGCUGGGGAAAGAUGCGUGGCCCUCUGUCUUCUAACUGCAGCUCCAGCAUCCCUCAUCAUGUGUACAACGUGAUAGAAGUAAAGUUCCUGAAGAAUGAGUCCUUUAGUGAUACUGUAGAUCACUCCAAGUGGUGUGUGACUCCUGAUGGUGGCUGGACCUGCAUAGCUGAUAUGAACAGGGAAAAGAGUCAGAUGAAAAGAGGUGGAGGAGCAAUAUGCACUGAAAACCUUGCAGUUGUGAAGGCUUUCAGUUCCAUAAUCGAAUCGUAUGAAACAUGUGAACUUGCAUCAUCACAUUCUGAUGCUCAAGACAGAGAGUUUUAAAGACAUGACCCUUUAAGGCAAUGUAAAGAAAAGUGUAUCUGCACUACCAAAAACAAACAGACAAGACGGGGCAGCCUGAUAUCCCUUGACAUUAACUGCACCAUUAUAUAUCUAGACUUAAACUUGUUGCAAGCUUGACAUUUUAGAAGUUUAACACACCAUGUUUGGUGUAACUGCAUUUUUUUUCAUUUUUAAGAUCAUGCCUUAAGCAUUAACUUCCAUACCAUCAGGAUACUAUGACUGCAGACGAAAUACAUUGAAAUUAAUGAUGAUAUUAAAUGACAUUGAAUUACAAAUGUUAUGUUGCUGCCGUUUUGUUUUUGUUUUUUUCCUUUUAAUGGGUGAUUAGCCUGUCAGCCAUGGACGGAUUAAACUGUUGGCCCCUGAGCAAAAGAUUAGUUGCUGGGCCCCUAUAAACUAUAAGGUCUCUCUCAAUGCUGGGAUACUAUCUGGCUCCACAGUAACACAUACAUUUGGGAAUAUGAAGCACAAAACUACAAUAAUUAAAGUCUCUCAACUAGAUUUUGACACAAGGACCCUCUUCAAGAAAGAGACUCAAGGUCAGAUAUUAAAGCAGGACCCAGCAUCAGGCCCUUAUCAUGUCAGUUGAUAUAGGCGUCAGUGUUUAUUCCUGAACAGUGUGUCCGCUAAAUAAAAUAAGCUGAGUCACAGCAACCCUGGAGCUUUUGUUCUCACAAAAUUAACAACACUCAAAGAAGUCAGCAGAAAUACUAAACCCAAACUAGGAACUUGAAUUUGUAGUUUUCUUUUGAUUUUGGAUGCUUCAUUUCAAAUGGAAACAGUAAUUCAGAUACAAUAGCAGACAACAACACUUCAGUUAAAGGAUAUAUUCACAAUGUUUCCAUUUCUUGCAGAUGUGGAAUUUAUAUCGAAGCUGUAGGCUUGAUGCUGCAAGAAGAACAGUAACUCCUGUACAUUAUGUCAUUUUCAACUGUUUUCUACUGCAAAAAGGGUGAAAAUACAAGUACAAAUUAUUGAGCCUAAAAUUUGUACUUUUCUAAAUGUAAUUUGUUAUUUUCCUGCUCUGUAAAGAAGUUAUUGUUAUUUGUUAUUUUUAUUAUUGUUUUCAUGCUUUAUUGGCACAUUGUGAAAAUCGAGCAAAGAUAUUUGUUAAGAGGAGCACUUUUACAAAAAGGCUGAUGAUUUGACUUGUUAAUAAAUACACUGGUUGUGUUGCAUUAUGAUGUUGAUCAUCAAGGAAGUGGCUUUUUAAAAAUGUUGAACUAUCUUUGCCCAGUGAUACCACACCUUCCUGUUCACACCACCACCACGCCUCACCAUACUUUUAAAAUUCUGGGUCCUAAUCGCGUGACCAUUAUUAUAUACCAAUAUUAUAGUCAACAAUUUAAAAUGUCCUAAAUAAAUCCUUUCAGAGACAUUCUGUUGUGUAAC
Molecule: messenger RNA, 2569 nt
Organism: Anarrhichthys ocellatus (wolf-eel)
Lineage: Eukaryota; Metazoa; Chordata; Actinopteri; Perciformes; Anarhichadidae
Product: deoxyribonuclease-2-alpha-like
Exons: 7
Coding region: 65-1156 (363 amino acids)
Biological process (GO): apoptotic DNA fragmentation
Molecular function (GO): deoxyribonuclease II activity
Source: RefSeq, a predicted model, not a curated record